Fonsecaea erecta is the source of this 879-nucleotide messenger RNA. RefSeq lists its product as hypothetical. The transcript has a single exon. The record is from RefSeq and is a predicted model, not a curated record. Lineage: Eukaryota; Fungi; Ascomycota; Eurotiomycetes; Chaetothyriales; Herpotrichiellaceae. The coding region runs from base 1 to 879 and encodes 292 amino acids.
AUGCUUUCCCGCACAAGAUCCGCCGUCAUCGCGGCAACCGUUCUCUCUUUGCUGCCCUUGUCUUCAGCACUUCCCAAAGCGCAAGGCACUGCUUCAGGUCAAGGGGGCUACUUGGCUGCCUGCAUUGCGUCAACUUCGUCCGACGAAACGAACAUCUGCAACCCCGACUCUGUUGCCGCUAUCCAAUAUUGCAUCGUUUCAACGGCCCCGCCCGAAUCUGUUGCGGCCGAAAUCGGUGGGUUGGUCACCUACUGCGCAGAGCAACGCGAACCAGCCAAAAACAGCGCUUCUAUUACUGGAAGAGUCCCGACAGGCCAAGGCAUCCAGUGGUCUAACGCCAGCGCGCCCACCACCACACCUUCUUCGACUCAGUGGGCCGAUUGGUCGAGUACAGUCUCCAGCACAGCGACUCCUUCUCCUUCUUCUCAAUGGGCCGACUGGUCCAACACCACGACGACUUCUUCGACUUCUGAAUGGGUCGAUUGGUCUACUGAGAGCCCAAGCCCCGCCGCCACGAGCCAAGCAGAAGAGACAUGGUCUGACUGGAGCAUCCCUGCUUCGUCCGCUCCUCCCGCUCCUGAGACUACAAGCUCCUCGUGGGAAGACUGGAGUUCCACUACACCGACGCCCGCCGCUACCACCGAAGCCCCAUCGUCAACUUGGGAAGACUGGUCCAGUAUGCCCACUCUCCCUUCGGUCCCAUCCAGCUCCUCAACCAAGACCUGGACCUUUGGUGCGACUCCGUCUGUUUCGGUGGGCAUUUCAAGCAGCACACCACACGCACCUAUGGCAUCUACUUUUAUGGGUGCUGCAAACAAACUCGGCUCCCCCGCAAGCAUGCUUUUUGUGGCUGUGGUUGCUGUUUUGCCCUUGCUCUAA